AUGUUAUCGAAACUCUGUAUUUGGAUGAUCUUACUAAAUCCUUCAAAGAAAUAUGGAGGAUAUCAUUUAUGGAUAAUAGAAGAUAUGGAUGAUCCGGAUGCUCUCAAGCCAUUGCCAUUUUAAUGUUGAUCACCUUGGCUCUUCCGAAGCGCUGGAUUUCUACUCAGAAAUUCUGCAUCACAAAAAUAACUGGAUAACCUCUGCGAACAAAAAGAGCAAGGCUUGGGUCCCACGACCGUUGACGUGCUGCGCGUACCAGUGACGCAAGAUCCGCACGCGGUUUCAGCGGGCGGGCCCACCCCACGCGACGCCCACAGCCACGCAGCCCAGGUAGCCGGAGAGGCGCGCGGCCCACGUGCAGGCCGGGCCGAGCUCAUCGACUUCGCCGCCGCCCUACCCCCCUAUAAAAGGCCGGCCCCCUCCGCCGCGGCGCCGCUCACCCUCCCCUCCGCUCGCCGGCGACGCAUCGGCAACCUCGCCUCGCUCUCUCGCGAUAGGUUAGGGUUAGAUAGGGACGAUGUCGUCGGCCGGCGGGGAGGAUGAGAAGAAGCCCGCGGCGGGCGAGGGCGGCGGCGCUCACAUCAACCUCAAGGUCAAGGGGCAGGACGGCAAUGAGGUGUUCUUCCGCAUCAAGAGAUCAACCCAACUGAAGAAGCUGAUGAACGCCUACUGUGACCGCCAGUCCGUGGAUAUGAAUGCUAUUGCUUUCCUGUUUGAUGGCCGUAGGCUCAAUGCUGAGCAGACUCCUGAUCAGCUCGAGAUGGAAGACGGCGACGAGAUCGACGCCAUGCUUCACCAGACUGGAGGCUCUCUGCAUGCCUAGAGCUCAGACGAAGCCUGUUGCGACAAUGCAACGCACCUAUUAUCACUAGAGUACAUGAAACAAGUCUAAAGAAACUUGUGAAACUUUUGGUCUUGUGCCCCAGCUGAAGGACAUUAGGAGGGCCUUGUUUAGCGAGAUAUGGUACUUUGGGCUGUAAUGUGUCCAUCCCCUAAUUUAUCCAUCCUUUGGUGGUACUCCCGAUGAUCCGCUGAUUGUUUUUUUAGCUCCUCGAAGCUGCAUGCUGCUUUGUUUUA
Oryza brachyantha (malo sina) is the source of this 1077-nucleotide messenger RNA. RefSeq names its product small ubiquitin-related modifier 1-like. The coding region runs from base 518 to 823 and encodes 101 amino acids. Gene Ontology annotation, cellular component: nucleus. Gene Ontology annotation, molecular function: ubiquitin-like protein ligase binding; protein tag activity. Lineage: Eukaryota; Viridiplantae; Streptophyta; Magnoliopsida; Poales; Poaceae. The transcript has 4 exons. Gene Ontology annotation, biological process: protein sumoylation. The record is from RefSeq and is a predicted model, not a curated record.